AUGUAAUAACAAUCAAUUAUUUUAUAAUCAUUAGAAAAAUCAAACAACAAAAGUAAAAAACCAAACGAUAUUAAAGGAUUGAGAAAUUCUCCAAAAAUGUCAAAGAAAAACAGUUUCGGAGAAGAACAUAAAUAAAAUUUAGAAGAUCGGCUUCGUAUGCAUAAUUAUUUAAAGGAAGCAUAAAAUGAACUAGCCAAUAUUGUUGAUUUUAAUAAAGAAUAUAUGAUGUAAUCUUCUUAUAAUGAAAUGAAAACAAAUCAAUAAAAUUUUAAUAAUAAAAACUAACAAACUAUAUUCAAGCCUUUAUCGUUUCCAGUUAAAGGAGGAUCAGUAAUUAGAUGCAAGAAAAUUUUACUUAAUACAACACCAGAAGAAAUGAAUUCUAAUUAUGGAAUUUUAACAUUAAAUUAGAAGAUCAAAGCUAAUUAAAUUUAUUAUGAAAGUUAGAAAAAUAUAAAUCCACAUAAUUUUUAACUUUCAGACGAAUUCCAUCAGAUAGAAGGAAAAAUUGCAAAGCAAAAUAGAAUUGAAGUUAUAAAAGAAUUCAGUAAGAUAUACUAAAAAGUUUAAGUCAAAGCUCCUAAGAAAUAGAUGGAUGAAUCAUAAUAUUUUUCAAAAUAUAGAUAGGCUAUUCAAAAAAUACAAGUUUUUAAUUAAAGGAAAAAUGGUAAAAAUAAAUUACCUGUAUUGUAAACUGAAAGAUCAGAAUCUGUCAAAUCAAUAUUAUCAGACUUAAAUUACAGUCGAUGGUCACUGGAUUAAGAAGUUAGUUAUAUUAAUAUUCCUGAUCAAUAAUUUAAAAUAUAGUUAAGAAUAGGAGGAGGAUUCACUAGAUCUUCAAAAGAUAAGUACUUUGGAUAUUUUUGCAAAUGA
Messenger RNA from Paramecium sonneborni, 873 nucleotides. The record is from the annotation of a GenBank genome assembly. Lineage: Eukaryota; Ciliophora; Oligohymenophorea; Peniculida; Parameciidae.